CAACUUUCUGACCGCCAUUUUGGUUUGGGACGAGGAAACAACCACUACUACAUGUACUAGCUAGAGCUGCUGCUACUUGUAACUAGCCAGUACAAGCAAUACUGUAUUGUAGUUAUAAGAAGAUGACUUUGGACUCGGACGACGACAGUGACGACGAGCUGCUCAAGGAUUUGUUUGCUGGUAGUAGUAGUUCGCGUCGCAAACAGCGCAAUGAGGAAAAGAAGGUGGCCAAAGGCUUUGAGCUGUUGGAUCAGUGCAUGGCCGACGCCGCUCGGAUCAAAGCCAAAGAUGAUCGGAUUGCCGAAAUCAAGCGCGAAGAGACACAGACAUCCGAGACGGACAUGAUUGCCAAGACGGAAGAAAUGGUGGCCAAUGCCAAGAAGCAACCGACUAGGCACGAAAACAAGGACCACAUGGAAGGAUCACUGGAAGAUUUGGAACAUGUCCUCAGUCGAGCGCGUUGUUUGGAAUUGGGCAAAGCAUUCAACACCAAUUCCGUCGUCACAUUGGGCGCACGACGGACCAUGGUAUUUCAUACUCAACAACAACAACAACAACAAUCGCACAAGAUGUAUUUUUUUGACACGGCCACAACAACACCCACGCAGUAUUUGGUCCAACUCAAAAAAAUUCUGCGACAGUUAGUAUCUUUCAAACAAAAAUCACUGCAGUCUGCAUGGAUUCAGCCGCUCCGCAACAGCACCAAGGAUGUGGGGCUCUUUCAGACCUUUUUGGAGACCCACAUGCUGGCCAAGGCACGGCAACAAGCGGGCUUCUCUCAAAUUCCACAGGAAAUUGUCCGUUGGCUGCUUCAAGUAGCGUGCAGUAGUGACGGCGACGUCGCAACCACAGUGCCCUUUCGAAAUGGAGCCAUGAUCACUCUCCAAGGACUGUUGAGACAAAAUAAACACAUGCAAACAGAAACGAAAGAAAACCUCCGCCCCGCUUGUUUUGAUUUGUCCCAAUUAACAGUGCAACUGCAAUGCUGGGUCUCUACUAUUAUUAGUACUGAUGAAGAAAUCACCAAAGAUGACAACCAAAAUGAUACGGAACCAAUAGCAAAAGAAUACAACCACAAUGCGAGGGGAUUGGAACGCUUGCUCAUUCUUUGGAAUAGUGCAUUUGACUCAGAUCAGGUCUCCACAGAGGGAAAGGAAGUAGCUGCCAAAGAUGCCAUUCAUUGCCUCGCGUUGCUGGUCAAGCUGAGUCUGGACAAGGAGGCUGUCCAUUCUACCGAAACCAACUUUCGUUUGACGCGGCAUUUGCAAACCAUCAUGUCCAAGAUUAUCCAUUUUGUGACUCGACAACUAGAAAAUGAUGAAGCAAGAUUGUCAGCAUGGACCAAGGAUGCUGCCGUGGCCAUCAUGUCGGAAUUGGUCCAGAGCCAACUGGGACCGGGAGAAGAGGAAGCCGAGGACGAUGAUGAUACCAAUGGAUGGUUGUGUCUGGCCCUGGCGUGUCGCAUGCUGCCCACAACAACCAUCAAACGUAAACAACAACAGCAACAAUCAUUGUUAGUGGCACAACUAAAAGCCAGAGUGUGCCUCGAGGCCUUGCGGCACUUGAUUGGACAGGAGUGGGAAGAGCAAGUGUACGAAGCCGUUGCCAAGUACCAAAAGUCUCAAAAAGAUUCUACCGCUAGUUGUGACUUGGUGAGCAAAGCAAAGAAUCAUCUAAAGUGGCUUGUCUUGUGCUCGACGUUGACGGCAUUGGUCAAGCUCAAUGAGACGCCAUCGAAAGACAUGGCAAACGACACGGCAAAAUGUCUUGCCAUUGCUGAAGUUGCUUUAGGACGAUGUCUCGAUGUGGGAAUGGAACUAAUGAAAGCUGCGGAGAAUGACGAAAACCACAAUGACUUGGACGAUGAGGACGACCCAAACACAAAGAAAUCCUACAAUGAAUACCGAACCAAGGACGACGCUCGUGCUGUGGCGACACUGUUGGGAUUUGUCGAGGUGGAAUGCAAUAAACUUUCAACUCUGAUGAAUGCAGGAAUGAUGACACCCCAUUUUCAACGAGUUGGAUACCUGGUGCAAUGCCAUCUCAAAUACAUUAUGGAAGCACAACCCAAUGCGUCCCAUCAUGGUGGCCAAUCUGUCAAGACCGUUGUAGCGAAACAAUCCACGAUGGAUCGAUGGAUCAAAAGGGGCGUGGAUGCAUCCUACGAUGACGACAAUGAUGACGAGUCUGCAGAGAGUCCAUGCAAGAAGCAACGGACGGUCUUGGGAGCAGCAGAAAACAAGCCUUGAGAAGCAGGGCAGAGGGUCGUGUUCUGCUUCGGAACCACUACUAGUCACCUCUAGCAAGCCAGGUAGUAGCAAUAGAUUAAUGCUGUGAAACGUGCUCGAUAUCGUUGGCAAAUCAGUACCACCCACAACGUAGAGAAAACCCCAGGAAGAGCAAAGCUUGUAGUCGUCGGAAGAAGGACGAGACAUCAUCAUUUCAGUCCUCCGGGGUACGGUAUCAUGAGGGCGCACGAUAUCGUCCUAAUUAGAGGUUUCGAAAGAGCAAAUG
Molecule: messenger RNA, 2514 nt
Organism: Seminavis robusta
Lineage: Eukaryota; Bacillariophyta; Bacillariophyceae; Naviculales; Naviculaceae
Source: the annotation of a GenBank genome assembly